AUGGGAAAGACAAUCAUUGUCACCGGUGCCUCUAGAGGAAUCGGUUGGGUCAUCGCUCAGUACUUGCUCAAAGCACCCGGAUCCAACAAUGUGCUUGUUAUCGCUCGUAGCCAAGAGCCCCUGCAGAAGCUUAAAGAGCAAUAUGGUAGCCAGGUCGAGUACAUGACCGGCGACCUUGCUGAUCUCUCCAUCGCAAAGAAGGCCGUCGACAAGGCCCUAGCAUCUUUUGGCAGAUUGGAUGGUUUGGUCCUCAAUCACGGAAUUCUUGGACAGGUGGGCAAGAUUGCCGAAGCGGAUCCUCAGCAGUGGAAGCAUGGAUUCGAUGUCAAUUUUACGAGUCUUGUGGCAUUUGUGCGAGCCGCUAUCCCUUCGCUUCGCCAGUCGAAGGGAAGAAUUGUAUUCACGUCCUCAGGAGCUGCCAUUUCAGCAUACAAGGGAUGGGGUCUAUACGGUGCUACGAAAGCUGCUAUGAACCAUCUUGCUUUGACACUGGGUGCGGAAGAACCUGACAUUACUACUGUAUCUAUUAGACCAGGAAUGGUCGACACGGAGAUGCAACGACAACUACGCGAAGACCACGCAACCAAUCUCGAGGCUGAUGUACAUGCCAAGUUCACCGGCGUGCACAAGGAGGGCAAGCUCCUCAAGCCCGAGCAACCAGGCCACGUUAUGGCAAAACUCGUGCUUGAUGCACCCGCUUCCCUCAGUGGACGAUUCCUCACAUGGAACGACAAGGACUUGGCGGCUUUCCAAGAAUAA
Messenger RNA from Paecilomyces variotii, 759 nucleotides. RefSeq lists its product as hypothetical. Gene Ontology annotation, molecular function: oxidoreductase activity, acting on NAD(P)H, oxygen as acceptor. NCBI's taxonomy places the organism in Eukaryota, Fungi, Ascomycota, Eurotiomycetes, Eurotiales, Thermoascaceae. Gene Ontology annotation, cellular component: intracellular anatomical structure. The transcript has 4 exons. The coding region runs from base 1 to 759 and encodes 252 amino acids. The record is from RefSeq and is a predicted model, not a curated record.